AUCCAGUAUGUUUAAAUGUAGAUCAUUAUGAAAUAACAAGACUGUAUUCAAAGAGGAAGUAAAUAUCGAGGAACUUCUUUGUUCUGCUAACAGAGAAAAAUAUUUUGUUGACAAAGUAAGUCUGCGCAACCAUAUAGGUAUGAUGAAGAACUGUGUUGGAUUCCUUUUAUUUGUUUUCGUCUUCACAGCAAAUAAUAAAAAAAUUGUAAAUGCUUGCACAAUAGACGAGUUCGAAUGCAUUGAUGGAAAAUGUAUCAAUUUAACAAAAACAUGCGAUAACGAAUUUGACUGUGACCUUCCAGAUCACUCCGAUGAGAUUAAUUGUACAUAUAUUCAACCAUGCCCUGAAGGUAAUCAUAAAUGUGAGACAGGCGAAUGUGUUAACAAUCAAACAGAAUGUCCAAUAGUGACAUCAAUAUUAUCGUUAUCUUCUUCCAUUGCUAUCGAUAUUCAAUCUUCUUUUGUACUACCAACUACAAGUUCAAAGUUGAUAUCAGCCACCAGUCAUUCCAAUUCGUAUACAUUGAUGAAGUCAUCCCAAUACAAUCUAUUAGAGACAUGGUCGGAUGCUAGUUUAUCGUCAACGGUAAUACAAUUGUCAUCAAUCUCCACUUUACCCGAAAGACUUUCCACUGCUGUUUUUUCUUCAGACACUCAAAAUACGUUCCAUUUACAGUCAUCGUCAGCUUUUAUGUCAUCAUCAGAUUCAAUAAAACCAAUAACAACGCAUCUUCCAUAUCAGACCUCAGUUAUAGACACAACACCAACAUAUCCUGUAACGACUCCUCCAACAGAAGAUCACAAACCCGAUGAGGGAAGUAAUACGUUAUUAUAUUUAUUAUUUCUCUUAGUUUUAUUGAUUCCACUGACCAUAUUUGUCGCAAGGAGAUACAGAAGGAAAAUGAGAAGCUUCGUUUACGUAGUAACAGGGAAGACAAAUAAAAAAUAUGAUGCAGCGAGGAAUAGUGAGAUGGAACAAAUAAGAUGAAAUGAGAAAAAAUCAUUUCACUGAAUCCUCAAUCGUCGAACAGAUCAGACAAAAAUCUACUUGCAAUUGUCCCUUUAAGAAUAUUUUAACCUCUGUAAAGUAUUUACUUCAAAGACGCCUAUUUAUGCAUAUAUACAUAUAUUUUAUUUUUAUAUUUUUUAUACUAUGUCGAAUUAAAAUAAGUUUGCUAUAUCUAUAUCUGUUAUUUUCACAAAUCUAAAAUACUGUUUUUGUUAACAAUAUAACACACUUUGAUAGUCUUUGGUGUUGCCCUUUAGAUGUCUUUAUGUUACUAACUUCAUCGGAAUGCAGCCUCCGUGAUAUAUCAAACAUCUGCUAUAUUCAUAAGAAGAUAUAUAAACAACAACUUAAGCUACGUUUAAUUUGACCAAACUUUAGUUUAGAUUUUUUACAUAACAACAAAACUUCACUAUCAUGACUAUUAAUUUCUGAAUAAAAAAUUAUAUAGCCCUUA
Mytilus californianus (California mussel) is the source of this 1463-nucleotide messenger RNA. RefSeq lists its product as uncharacterized. Gene Ontology annotation, molecular function: protein binding. The coding region runs from base 140 to 988 and encodes 282 amino acids. The transcript has 7 exons. NCBI's taxonomy places the organism in Eukaryota, Metazoa, Mollusca, Bivalvia, Mytilida, Mytilidae. The record is from RefSeq and is a predicted model, not a curated record.